AUGGGAUCUGCAUCGAUCGCUUCCAUCGAUGUGCAUGAGAACAUGUCAAGCUCAGCAACGGCGGAACGCGAAUUCCCUGAAGUCACAUGGUAUCGAGAUCCAGGAUUGAGGAGGACCUACAUCUGUUUGAUAUUCGUCGUUCUCACAUCAGCAACAAACGGCUUCGAUGGCAGUCUGGUCAAUGGCCUGCAGUCGCUGGAGCCAUGGCAGGAGUACUUCGACCACCCCAAAGGCUCGCUCCUGGGUCUGUUCGCUUGCAUCAUGUCCGUGGGCUCCUUGGUAGCCCUGCCUGUCGUUCCAUACAGCGCCGACUAUCUCGGUCGUCGCUGGGGCAUCAUCAUCGGCUGCUUGAUCAUGAUGCUUGGAGUCGUGCUGCAGAGCAUUUCGAUCAAUUUUCGAAUGUUCAUUGCCGCACGUUUCUUCCUCGGAUUUGGCGUCGCCAUCGCUCACGGAGCCUCGCCUCUUCUGAUCACGGAGCUUGUGCAUCCUCAACACAGAGCAAUCUUCACCACCAUCUACAACACGACGUGGUACUUUGGGUCGAUCAUCGCCGCUUGGGUCACGUUCGGAACGAACCACAUGCCGAACAACUGGUCAUGGCGUAUUCCAUCGAUCCUACAAGCAGCACCAUCUAUACUGCAACUCAUCUUCGUCUGGUUUGUUCCAGAGAGCCCCCGUUUCUUGCUUGCCAAGGGUAAGGCAGAAGAAGCCCACAACGUUCUGGCCAAGGUCCACGCCAACGGGAACAAGGAAGACGAAGUUGUCCUGCUUGAGCUGCAGGAGAUCAAGGAUACCAUCACCUUGGAGAAGGAGUUCGAAGGCAACGGCUGGUUGCAACUCUUCAAGACCAAGGGCAACCGCCGCAGGUUGAUCAUCCUGCUUUCUCUUGGUCUUUUCUCGCAGUGGUCUGGAAACGGGCUUGCCUCAUACUACCUGAACCUCGUGCUGAACGACAUCGGUGUGACAAACAGCAACACACAACUCGUCAUCAACGGCUGCCUCCAGAUCAUGAACUUCAUCGUUGCAAUUGGCCAGUGCUUCGUGGUCGACUACGUGGGCCGAAGGACCCUCUUCUUGGUCUCAACCUCCGGCAUGCUCGGGGCUUUCAUCAUCUGGACUGCCUGUGCGGGCGAGUUUGCAAAAUCUGGCGUCCAGGCACUCGGCAAUACUGUGAUAGCCAUGAUUUUCUUGUAUUACGUUUUCUAUAACCUUGCCUGGAGUGGCAUGCUGGUGAGCUACUCUGCAGAGAUCUUGCCGUACAAUAUCCGAGCCAAGGGCAUGACGCUGAUGUUCCUGAUGGUGGACCUCGCGCUCUUCUUCAAUCAAUACGUCAAUCCAAUUGCACUGGAAAACAUCGCAUGGAAAUACUACAUUGUCUAUUGCGCAUGGCUGGCAGUCGAGCUCUUAGUCGUGUACUUCUUCUACAUCGAAACUCGAUACACCCCCUUGGAAGAGAUCGCCAAGCACUUCGAUGGCGAAGAUGCUAUCGUUGGAGGCGCCGUGGCCACGGAGAAGAGCAAGGUUCUAGCCGCAGAAGUUGGUGGAUUGGACACUGUCGACCUUGACAAGAAGAACUAUCACGUGGAGCACAAGGAAUUGUGA
Messenger RNA from Zasmidium cellare ATCC 36951, 1602 nucleotides. RefSeq lists its product as uncharacterized. Bases 1 to 1602 code for a protein of 533 amino acids. The transcript has 6 exons. NCBI's taxonomy places the organism in Eukaryota, Fungi, Ascomycota, Dothideomycetes, Mycosphaerellales, Mycosphaerellaceae. Gene Ontology annotation, molecular function: carbohydrate:proton symporter activity. The record is from RefSeq and is a predicted model, not a curated record. Gene Ontology annotation, biological process: transmembrane transport; carbohydrate transport. Gene Ontology annotation, cellular component: membrane.